Messenger RNA from Vollenhovia emeryi, 2163 nucleotides. RefSeq names its product acyl-CoA Delta(11) desaturase-like. The transcript has 6 exons. Lineage: Eukaryota; Metazoa; Arthropoda; Insecta; Hymenoptera; Formicidae. The record is from RefSeq and is a predicted model, not a curated record. Gene Ontology annotation, molecular function: stearoyl-CoA 9-desaturase activity; iron ion binding. Gene Ontology annotation, cellular component: endoplasmic reticulum membrane. Gene Ontology annotation, biological process: unsaturated fatty acid biosynthetic process. Bases 133 to 1281 code for a protein of 382 amino acids.
GGGGCGAUGCAAAGCUCAUAAGUAUAAUAGAACUAGCAUCUUAGUCUUUCGUAGUAAACUUACCACCAGGUCGGACUUCUUUUUUCCUGUUAAACUUACUUCGCCCACUUAUAUUUGUCAUUCAAAUUCAUUAUGACGCUAAAUUUGUCCGGUAGUUCUACAACGUUAUUUCAUGAAGCUUCUCAGCAGAAUGUGUCGCAAACGAAAUUGGUGGAAAAAGAGACCAUGACGCAAAAACUGUUAACACAAAAGGCACAAAACUCGCAGACUAACAAUAAGUACGAAUGGAAGAUCGUCUGGAAAAACGUGAUAUCUAUUGCCUACCUUCAUAUUGGAGCAUUGUAUGGAGUGUAUCUUUUAUUCACGGUUGCCAAAUUAUACACGUUUCUUUGGAGUGUAGCAUGGAGUAUCAUUUCGGUUUUGGGUGUUACAGGAGGUGCCCAUAGAUUGUGGGCUCAUCGAACUUAUAAGGCAAAAGUGCCGUUGAGAGUUAUUCUUAUGAUUUUACAGACCGCUGCUUUCCAAAAUCACAUUUACGAAUGGGUAAGAGAUCACAGAGUGCACCAUAAAUUUAUGGACACGGAUGCGGAUCCGCAUAAUUCGAAGAGAGGCUUCUUCUUCUCGCACGUAGGCUGGCUGUUGAUCCGCAAGCAUCCGGACGUUAUUAGUAAGGGAGCCACGGUCGAUUUAAGUGAUCUCGAAAAGGAUCCUGUCGUCGUCUGGCAACGCAAGUAUUACGCUAUCAUAAUGCCUCUUUUCUGCUUCGUGAUGCCCAUGUGCAUACCAGUCUACUUUUGGAACGAGAAACCUGUGUACGCGUGGUACGUUGCCCUUUUGUCAUACAUAAUACAGGUGAACGGAACUUGGUGCGUAAAUUCCGCGGCCCAUCUUUGGGGUAUGAAACCGUACGAAAAGACCAUUAGCGCCACCGACAGUUCUCACGGAGGUUUUGUCGGUGAGUUCUGGCACAAUUACCAUCACGUGUUCCCGUGGGAUUAUAAGGCCGCCGAAUUAGGUCGCUAUCGCGUAAACUUCACCUGCGCUGUUAUCGACUUUUUCGCCUGGCUCGGCUGGGCGUACGAUCUGAAGACCGUGAGACAUGACUUAAUAAAGAAACGUGCAGCCCGAACAGGUGACAAUUCGAUAUAUGAGCUACAGAGUGAUCUUAAUGAUGAGUGUCAUCAUACGCAAGAGAAAAUAGUAUGGGGAUGGGAUGACGCCGAUAUGUCAUUGGAGGAUAAGCAGGGAGCGGAGAUUCUCAAUGAGGAAUCCCGAGAUUAAAUUCCUAAAAAUUUUGUACGUAGCAUUACAGAAUUACGUAGAAAGUAUCGUCCGACAUACGUUUGGGUGUACAAAAGUAAUGCGCGGUAUAUUCAUAAUCAUAUCGGUGAUUGAUGGUAAAAGGUUAAUACAUAUCGUUAUACAUGUGAGGUAUCGUAAUCAUUUGUUAUAGAGAUUUUGUAUUUAUGAUUAUGGCGAUCGUGUACCUGCAUGUCUCUGGUAAGGAACAGCUCGGCCAUGACACUAGCCGCCCGUAUUGGAGACGGCCAUUUUGUGAAAAAUAAAUGGAGAAAAUGUCACCAUGGAUAUUUCACGGAAAUUAAUAACAGGUAUAAUAUCCGUCUUAAUAAUUUCUAAUUUUUCACAAGACGCUCGUCUUUAAUGAGUGCGGCUAAUGUCGUAGUCAGACUUACUUAUCAGAAACGUUGAUGUUACGGACGUGUUCCCAUGCCCUCUCAGUACCAUUGACAGUACUUCCAAUAUUCUCGAGCAUUUAGUAUGAAAGAAAAGGUGUGAAUAGUUGCAUCUAGAAAAGCAUAACUGCGAUGUUAUUACGAAGGAUACUGAGGUUUCAUUUGGGAAUAAAUUUCUCAGAAGCUGAAUACAAUAAUAGCGUCCACUACUGCAUGGCAGUAGUACUGAGAGAAAGUGGGAACACACCCUACAUUUAUUGGAUGUUAUCUAUGUUACAAAGUCUUGUUGUAUAUCAUUGGGUAGGAAUGAAGGUAUUGUUACGCUUAGUAUAUUCGGUCAGACUUGAAGACGGAGCUGUUUCCUUGGCAAUAGUUGUUAUUAAGACAACCGUUCGUUGAUUUGGUGCUCAGCUUACGUUUACGAGCCGCUGUAAUAUUUCUCUGUGAAAUAAACAGGUUUACUGUAAAA